UCCAUCCAUGCCAUUGUGUUUUGAUAUCUAGAAAAGCACGCCAUUCUUUCAAUUGGUGUUAUAAUUUUCACCAAGUAAACUCAUCAUGCCGGGCCAUAUAGAUUGUUAUCUUGAUUGCUGUAAGUGCAUCAAAUCAUUUAUCUCCAGAAACUUUCCCCACGUCCCCCGCAUUCUGCCACCCGGCUAACCCCUAUCGAUACCAAAGCUUCAUUCUACAGCUACGCCGCUCUAGUACACCUCCGAAAGAAUCGAGAAGUUCUUCUUACUCAUGAUGUUACCGUCGAGUGAGUUUUUUAAUCUCUCUACUCUUUCAGAUCCUAUCUAAAUCCAGUCUCAAGUCUCAUUCCGGUCUUCCUCGGCGGCAUAAACCACGGCUCGGGAAACAAACCACCAUGGACUCUUCCUGCCAAGGCAAAGUACAGCAAAUUCGACACUGCUCGCACGAUUUUAUAUCAUGGGCUUCCGGAACUUCAACCUCCUGAUUUCUUCCCACCUGUGACACUUCUUGUAUGUAAUCAAUCAUCUCUCGCCAGACACUGAUUUGUAGCUAACACAUGAUGUGAACACAAAGCCUCAAAGAGCACUCUGCUUCAUCAAAUCCCGCUAUCCCGUCGAAACAUUCGAGAAAACAUUCUUAAGCAUGUUCGAUGCCCUUUGGGUUGCUCCUCACAGAAACAUCACGAUUCCUGAAGAACUUCGGGAUUUCCUAAGUAAGCUAGGAUCGUUUGAUGAGAAGCAGGUGGGGGAGAUUAUGGCAAUGGCGGCGGAGAAAGAGUGGAAGGAUAAAUUACUGGCGAAUACAAAAGAUGCGCUUGAGAAGGGUGCAUUUGGGGCACCGUGGCUGUGGGUUAGGAAUGGGGAGGGGUUGGAGGAACCGUUUUUUGGGAGUGAUAGGUUUCAUUUUAUUUGGAGGUUUUUAGGGGUUGGAUUUAGGGAUGUGGAGAUUGUGGAAGGUGAUAAAGGGGAAGAGAGGAAGAAGGCCAAGUUGUGAGAAUGUGUCUGUGUAGAUCGCGUUGGUGAUAGUUGGGCAUAACUGCUGUACAUUGACGAACAGUGAACUGUACAUGUGCUACUAUUUAGAAGGAUAGCGUAAGGAUAUUGUUGUGUUGAGAAACUGGAGUUUAAAAACUGUACGGAGCACACUAUCAAUGAAAUAUGUUGAAGAC
Messenger RNA from Sclerotinia trifoliorum, 1166 nucleotides. NCBI's taxonomy places the organism in Eukaryota, Fungi, Ascomycota, Leotiomycetes, Helotiales, Sclerotiniaceae. The record is from the annotation of a GenBank genome assembly.